Molecule: messenger RNA, 999 nt
Organism: Suillus bovinus
Lineage: Eukaryota; Fungi; Basidiomycota; Agaricomycetes; Boletales; Suillaceae
Exons: 3
Coding region: 1-999 (332 amino acids)
Source: RefSeq, a predicted model, not a curated record
AUGCUGGAGGAGGAAACCCUAUUCACUGGAAUCACAGAUGAUGAACAUGCAUAUAUCAUGCAGUUCAUUGACGAAGAUGAUGAGACUCGGGGAAAAUUCGUUUAUCACCCAGACUCGGAGACAUUCAUAGUGACUUUGCCAAGCCAGGCUCAUGAGCAACCCAUCACACAAAUCAACUUUGCUUUUCAAACAGCCAUUACAUCAAUUGGCCACGACAACACACUUGUACAAGUCCACGUGCAUGCAAAUAGCUGCUUUUUGGGUGACAGUACCCAUGCAGACCCUGAUAUUCACAUCAUCUGCACACCAUUCAUUGAUAUUGGGGUACUGAACAAGCCUAUCUCUCUCUGGAUUUUAGAGAAUUGUUUGUCCCAGACCGAAAGCGGGGGUCGAAACAAGAUACAUCGCAUCAUUGAUGACGAUGGGGGGAUCCCAUUGGCUUCACUAAUCAAUAUGAUUGAAGCACACCAAUACGCUAAUCCAGAUCCCGACAGUGAGAUUGCACAGUGUUUGCGAUCAAAGCCAGUGAUGUCUUUUGAAGAGUGGACGCCCCUGAGGACACGAUCCAACCAGUUUGGCCCUGUCAUAUCUGAGGGGCACAGCUGGGUUGAACUCUUGAAGAUUGAGUUUCAUACAUGGAUUCGCCCUGAAGACAGCCCAAUUGAUCUCGACAACGAUGACUCUUCGGUGUAUUCUAAAGGGAGUCUUUUCCCCAUCGAGAACACCCAAGAGAUGGACGCAAUGAUCAGUCAAGGCAUAGCAAGGAUACAAGACAUAAUCCUCCAUCACUUAGUCUUACUCGAUCCAGAAGGCGACCACUAUGAUGUACGCCAAUGGACUCCGCCUGCAAAGGUGAUCAGAUGGAAGGAGAUCAAGGCAUCAUUAGUAACCGCAGUGUGGGCAACUGCAUAUAACCGCUACAAGCUCUUGCACCAUAGUCUCCUGAAGCGCAAGGCAGAAGGGGCUGAUGAUAGCUCAACAAAGAAGGCACAUGUUUGA